This is a messenger RNA of Rotaria sp. Silwood1, 546 nucleotides long. NCBI's taxonomy places the organism in Eukaryota, Metazoa, Rotifera, Eurotatoria, Philodinida, Philodinidae. The record is from the annotation of a GenBank genome assembly.
AUGGUAGGUCCAUCUGGGUGCGGAAAAUCAACAUUUCUCCGAACAAUUGCUGGCAUUUGGCCAUAUGGUUGUGGAACAAUCACUAUUCCUCUUCAUGAUACUACUAUGUUUCUUCCUCAAAGACCGUAUUGUCCAUUGGGUUCUCUUCGCCAAUGUCUUACUUAUCCAUCCAAAUGUUUGUCAUCGAAGAAUGAUCAUAACAUUAAUCGUCUUUUACAUAAGUGUCACCUCGAAUCACUGUGCUGCUAUAAUCUUGAUGAUAUUCAAGAUUGGUCACGAAUUCUCUCUUUGGGUGAACAGCAAAAGAUGUCAUUUGUUCGUAUUUUUCUUCAUCGACCGAAGUGGAUAUUUUUAGAUGAAGCUACAUCAUCAUUAGAUCAACAAACUGAGGCACAUCUGUAUUCGAAUUUAUUCGAUGAACUUGGUGACGACACCACUGUCAUCAGUGUAGGACAUCGAACUAACUUAAGACGAUUCCAUAAAGUAGAAAUGAUAUUUCUUAAUAAGCAAAUUAAUAUUGUGAGUUUGACUCCCAAUAAAUUUUAA